Molecule: messenger RNA, 7623 nt
Organism: Cryptotermes secundus
Lineage: Eukaryota; Metazoa; Arthropoda; Insecta; Blattodea; Kalotermitidae
Gene: Dmtn
Product: transmembrane and coiled-coil domains protein 2
Exons: 12
Coding region: 856-2622 (588 amino acids)
Cellular component (GO): endomembrane system
Source: RefSeq, a predicted model, not a curated record
AUUUUUCAACGGCUCUGACCACUCCGACGAAGUCGUAAUAUGCGAGAAUACAUGAUAUAGGUGUAGUGGUAAUUUGAUUUAGGGAAUAUUCCAAAUACACAAGGCUAGCAGAGGCCGGAAUGGGAUUUGUACUGCUUGCAUCCUAAGAACCAAAGCAAGACCCUGAAACUUAAUUUCCCUGUUACUCUACCAGAUUGCGCUCGAAUGAGUUCUGGACACUGGUGACGAUUUGUGAGUAGGUCUCUGCAUAUCCAUUUGGUAUUGCUAUGACGGGUAUAAAGAAUAUGUCAUGCGUUCUCGUAAAGAGAUAACAUACAGCCGGUUCCAUGAACUUCCUUAGAAUCGAUGGUGGUGACCGGUGGUGACGACGGUGACGACAGUAGCCACUAGGCCACUAAUGCACCGUCAUUAUUAGUAGAGCGUAUGAAUCAUCUGUGUUUUCGUAAUGGUGUUAUCCGCUAUGUUGUGCUAUGAACUUACGGACUGUUUCGUAGUUAGUAGUGAUAGUUUAGUGGAGGUUUGGUAUAUGUGAUGCAGUGGGUGUCCAUAGUGCUUCUGUAAUGUGCAUAAACCAUUGCGACUUGUAAUUUCAAGCGCCAGUUAACGCAUGUGGUUAUGUAGUAUCUACAUUGGUUAGAAAUAUGUAAAUAACGUCAGCAGGAUACUGUAUGUUGGCUGCCCCACAUGCAAUACUCAUCAUUGUACUACAUACUAAACAGUCAUAUGAUGGGGCCAGAACUUCAUACAAACUUUCUGUGAUCCAUUCACCAGAAACUGGAACUGUCAGCUCUUCUUCAUCAUAUGCAGGUGUAUUUAUUGUGGCUGAUAUGGAUGUAACCUGGAGACAUCCAAAGGAUGGAUAGUUUGCAUGUGGCUGCAACAGGAAGUAGCAAAUCAUCUAGUCGUAGUGCUUCCCCGGGUCGUCCACUUCCUAGUUCGACCAGCAGCCAUAUUUUAGUUCCAAGCAACAGCUCCAGUCCUCAGAAUACUUCAGCGCGACGUUCUGGAGAUGGCAGCACUGGUAGUGGCAGUAGUAGCACAAUGAGUGGCUCAGUUAAAAAUCGUCGCAAGUCCCCAGUCCCAGUCCGCAGGGAAAGGGGAGAUAAAGAGAAGGGUUCUUCAGAUGGUGGAACCCCACAUCUGCCCCGUCCAGAGCUGGUAUCCAGUCAGGGCUCGCAGGAGGAAGGAACCACUCAGAGUGGUGGUACUGAAGAAGAGGACAUCUUCUUACCAUCAUCAUCAUACUUGUCCAAUGGUUCUUCUGAGCAGGUUACAGGUAAUCUGUCAGUUGAUGAAGUUGAUGGACAUCUUACUGGCUCUACAGAUGUUUUAAGAACUCGAGCUGCUAUUGAACACAUGCAAUUCAAAAUUGGUCGCACAAGAGACUUAAUCCGCGGGGAACAGACAACAAGAGAUGAUAAUGUAAAUGAAUAUUUGAAACUGGCAGCAAAUGCAGACAAGCAGCAGCUGCAGCGAAUUAAGGCAGUGUUUGAAAAGAAAAACCAAAAAUCUGCACAGUCCAUUUCUCAACUACAGAAGAAAUUAGAGAGUUAUAACAAGAAAUUAAGGGAUUUAGAAAUGCAUGGAUUACCAAGUAGCCAUCGCCAGCCCCGAGAAGUGCUGAGAGACAUGGGUCAGGGGCUUAAAAAUGUUGGUGGCAACAUCAGAGAUGGAAUUACAGGCUUGUCAGGGACUGUUAUGUCAAAACCAAGAGAAUUCGCACAUCUUAUUAAGAACAAAUUUGGAAGUGCAGACAACAUCAAUACUUUAGCAAGGAAUGGUGAUAAUGUGUCAGUUGAUGAAGACAAAACCCACCAUGGCAGUGCCACCCUACCUGGUGCCUGCAGUCUUGGUUCUGCCCAUGCUUCAUCCAGUGCUGGUGUUAUGAAGUUUGCUUCAGAGGAGGGUUCAGAGUGUAGUUCUGUGACUAGCGGAAGCAUUCCAGCUGGUAAUGUAACUCAUCAGUCCUCACCUCACCAUCCUGCCACUCUCCAUUUGCCAGACACAUACAGUCUCGAACCGAUAUUCACCGAACUGCAAGAAAGACGUGAAGAAAUUGACAGAUUGAGGGAAGAAUUGGAAAGUGUGAAGCAGGCCUUUCAGCGAGAAGUGACUUUCAUGAGUCAAGCGCUACAAGAAGAACGAUUUCGUAGUGAGCGUCUGGAGGAACAGGUGAAUGACUUGACAGAGCUACACCAGAAUGAAGUGGAGAAUCUCAAGCAGACCAUUAGUGACAUGGAAGAGAAAGUGCAGUACCAGAGUGAGGAGCGCCUGCGCGAUAUUCACGAAAUGCUAGAGUGCUGCCAGACUAAGAUUUCAAAGAUGGAGCAUCAGCAGCAGCAACACCAGCAGUAUGUUACUUUGGAAGGGAUUGACAAUUCUAAUGCACGUGCUCUAGCAGUCAAACUCAUCAAUGUAUUGCUAACUGUUCUUCAAGUGGUCUUGUUGCUGGUUGCCACAGCAGCUGGAAUUGUGAUGCCUUUCCUAAGAACACGUCUGCGGGUGCUGACUACAGUUCUUCUGGUUGCUGGCAUUGUGUUUGUGUGGAAGCAGUGGCCUGAAGUAAGAGAUGUGGGUAGUCACUUGAUCCGUCAUUUGAAACAAGCAUUAUCUGUUAAGUAGUGUUAUGUACUCUUUCAUGUUCGCUGGUUGCAUGGUAUCAGUUCACUCGAGUAGAGAAGAGCUUUCGCAUUGCUCCCUGCCAUCUGGUGUGCAGGUAGUAAAGUGUAUCAAUGUCAUAACAAUAUUCUCCUGCCAAUUACUAGCCUUUUGCUGCAGACUGUUAUAGAGAGAUUGAAUAACACAGGGGCCCCUGUGUCCAAGGUAAGAUCCUGAAGGUGUUGAAAAUCAGAUGUUGUGAAUGGUUGUGCCAUCUCUCAACAUAUAUAUGUGAAUUAAUUGCAUUAAUGAACAAUCCUUUAAACAUUAGCCCGACUGAAAAUGACAGAACAUGCCUGUGCAGCUCAGUCAGUUCAAUGCAUUGUAAGAACAUCAAGAUUGUGUAUCAAGUCAAUUAGCGCUGACCUCUGGCCUCCAGUCUGAGAUGUUGAUUGUACCUUGGAGUGGGCCAAUAAUUAUCAUUUGAUCAUUAGGCAAUAUACAGUAUUACUCAGACUCUUCUCUGAUAUUAGUGGAGAUCAGCGUUCCAUAUAUUUCUGACAAGUCCCUUGCAACAGAAUCUAAUCACUUGAAACAAGGCUGGCCCAGGUUUGUACUCUAGUAGCAGGCCAUGAUAAUCCCAGUUAAGCUCCUAAAGUUAUUAUUAUUACUAUAAAAUCUUCAGAAUUCAGAUUUAUUUGAUGUUCUGAAGUGAAAUAAAUUACUUUAUUAAGAAUCUGAAAGUUGGCAGAAUUGUCAUUUAGAAAAGAGGAACAGAAUGACCAUUUCACUUUGGUAUUGAAAUCUUACUGUAUUUAAUCUUACAAAAGAAGAGAUUUUAUUCUUUUAUUUAGCAGGUGAAGAAACAGUUUAAAACCAUAGACAAAAAAAAAGAGUCCUUCACUAGAACAUAUGUUGGUCUGAACACAAAAACACUGUAAAGAUAAAAACACAAAGUUUCUAAAUGAGAUUUGGGGUUCUUAUGGCAGUGAAGAUCAUCAGGAUAUGUAUGUAUUCUUAUAUAUUCUUACCAUCACUCUGCAAGACCCUGAUGCUGCCAUCAUCACUCUGGAACAAAUGAUAUACAUUUGCGUGAAAAGGAGUGUUGGGACUAGGCUGUUACCAAUUCAGUGGGAGCCAUUUUCUUGGAAAGGGACUAUUUUUCGAGUGGGGGCAGGGAAAAAGAAAUGUGGGGGAAAUAUGGAAGCAGUGGAAGAGGAAGUAGGUGGGUGGGAAAAGGGAAGAAACGUAAGUGAAUGGAGAAAGAAUUAGUAUUAUGUAAGAGAGGCUGGGUAAGAGGUGGAAGUGAAAGCAGGAAGGUGGCCCUAAAGAAGGCUCAGGCCAGAGAUAUUCAAGUCACCACUAGUGCUUAGAGAUGGAAGGAGCAGGUUUCGCUAAACAUUGGUGACCGCCUCCAAACUGCAUAUUGUUACAUAUGAGAACAUAACUGUCUUCGUUAACUCUUUAAUUUGAGUCUGGCUUCCCAGUAACACGGAGAGAGCAGGCAAGUAUUUUUGCUCUGAACCGAUUUCAGUAUUCUGAUUGUUCGGUGCAUAAAAAUGAGUCUAAAAAUUCCAAUUCUUUAUAAAUGUGAAGCAUCCCCAGGUGAGCAGCAGACAAUUUAGAUCCUCUUCAUGUCCAGACUUGUAUUACAAAAUUUCCUGUUUACUUAAGCACCACAACAUGAAGGCUUAAAAGAGGGCUUUCCUAACUAUAACACUAGCUGGAGUUAUGUUGUGAGCAUCAUGUCCUGGCCACUACUCCUGGGGAAAGAGGCACAUGGUGUCUAUUGUGUAGGAGGCGAGAUGGACUUAAGUGCAAAUUUUGACAUGGUGACAAAGGAAAAUAUUCUUUCCCCUGCCAGAAAUGUAACCCCAGCCCAAAGAGCAUGCCAUAAAUGUGUAUGGGGAUGGUAGGAGUAUAGUUCCACAUUUUAUUAACUUCUUCAUUCAUUAUACACUGGCUGCUUCACCAGCAGGGAAGAAGUCCCUAGUAUCCAUCUGAUAGGAGACUGGUAGUGUCUUGAUGUGGUGUUCUUGCCAGGGAUUGAACCCGAGAUGUGCAGUCAUAACCAGUUUGCUGAUUGAGCUGUUCUAGCUUGAAGAGGAUAAUUCUGUCCUUGCUAGGGACUGAACCUGGGUUGUAGUCCAUAGCCAUUUUGCUGAUUGAGCUGCUGUGGCUUAACACUUGUAGUGUCUGACAGUCUUGUUUUAAUGUAAUACACAGGAGUCAUGGAAAGCCUGCUUAAUAUCAAAGACUAAAUGUAAGUCAGGUAUGCAUGAAGAUGGUGCUAGCCAGUAUGGAAUAACAUCUUCAGCGAUGCAGCAAAACAGGGUAAAGACAUGAUUGAUCUCAAGAAUCUAAAUGCAACCAGUUUACAGUUGAGUGUGUGAUAGUUACGUAUGUUCAUAGCCAUGACAAGACUCACUCCUUUUGCAUGUGCAGAAUGUAGUGGCAAGAAUUAUAUAUCACAAAAUGUGGUCUUUGUAUUAGGCGUUAGUGCAAGUGACUCACAGGGGUUAUUUGUUUUUAUGCAGGUGAGGCUUUGAUGAGUUGUGAUGAGGACUGUGCAGAGAGUGUAUUUUAGUUUCCCCUUCAAUGUAUCAUUCCAUUCAUGACUGAAAAAGGGCAGAACUGCUACUUUGUAAUAAUUGUUCAUUUUUACUGAAACUGAAACUUGUAUGAUAAUUUGCUGUGUCACAUUGAUGCCGUAGUUACUGUUUGUGAUGAAAUAAAGACUAGAAGUGUUUAGAAUUGUAUGCACCACUCUAAAAAUUAGGGGAUACUUAUUUGUAUUAGCUGUGUAUAUGAAGUGAUAGGAAGUAGAGAUGAGGAAAGGUCAACAACCAUCUUCCUUUCAUUUUAUUAACAAAAAAAGGCAACGAAAUGAAUCUCAAAUGAAGAUAUUAACAUUUCUUAAUUAAGGGCAAUCACGUUUCAAGUUCAAAAUGGACUUUUCUCCUUUAAAAUUAAAAUAUUUGUCUCCACUAUAAAUGUCUCUCUUAAGGAAAUUGUGCGCACCAGUAAAUACACAUAUAUGAGCACUAAAUUUUGUGUAGUAAAAAGAUGUCUUCCCUAAUUUUUAGUAGAUUGUAUGAUUUUGUUAUGUGAUGUAUCAUCACAAAAUACAACAAUUAUUACAGUGCUGCAAACAUAAAUGCACGCACAAAGACCACCAUAUGACAGACUGAUUGCUGAGUUAUGUCAACAUAAAGGACCCCUAAGAGUUACAGAAUUAUAUGGAGGUUUUAUUUCGUGUGUUUAUGUAAUGUACUGUAUAUGUGUAUAGAGAAUGAAAGAAAGUGUUGCAGACUAAUGACAAGUGAAGUCAUUUUGAAAGUCUGGUUAUGAAAAUUAUAAACCAAUGCAUAGUGUUUUAACUACACUGAAAGUUUGUACUCUGGUGUAAUUUAGUGAUAGUACACAGGAUUAUAUUGGUGGCUGCAGAAUUUAUGUACUGGCUUGGACACUGUGGUCAUCAGAAGUUAAUAGUAACACAAAAUUAAUGUACUGGCUUGGACACUGUAGUCGUCAGAAGUUAAUAUUAAGACAAAAUUAAAUAGAAUCUGGCACAAAUAACCCACUGUUACGUUGCUUACUCCUUUGUCAGAGUUGUCUCUCUUUCAUGCAUUUGGAAGACAUAAUCUACUUUGACACUUUGUUUUAGGUCAGUUCUAUAGAAUUCCGAAAGCCAGUGUUUAAAUAUUGAGCAUAUUAAGGAACAUAGGCUUGUUCAUUUCAUGUUUAAGCACUAUUAACAACUGUUGCAAUGGUAAAUUCAUAAUUCUCUAUUUAAGCAUCCUGUUGCAAGCCAUAUUAAAACGUAUGUGUAUAAGACCAUCAAUAAUGCAACAAACUGUUCUUUUUUCUUCCACUUAUACUUUAACACAACAUUUUUUGGCCCUAGAUGGCCGUCUUCAGGUGUUUCAAUAUAUGAAAACUGCUAUACUGCAUUAAUAUGUGCUAAAAUCACAUGCUGUAGUCCACUUAAUAUAAUAAAAUAAAAUCCAUUAAAUUUUUCAUUAUUUUGGUGAAAUUCUAUUCCACCUCACAAGGGGUGUUGUCCAUUUGUUUAGAACUGUGUGCUUCUCUCCAGGUGUUUUGCUGCAGCAGCUUGUUUUCUGUUCGUUAGCCCGUUGUUCCCUCCAGAAGCGUGUGGUGUUGUCUUCACAAUACCACCACCACCACCACAUGCUGCUAGAGGGAACAAUGCCCAAGCAAGGGGCAUAUUACAGAUUGCAGACAUAACAGAACAACGGGCUAACGAACAGAAGGACAAGCUGCUGCAGCAAAACACCUGAAGAGAAGCACACAGUUCUAAACAAAUGGAUGACACCCCUUGUGAGGUGGAAUAGAAUUUCACCAAAAUAAUGAAAAAUUUAAUGGAUUUUAUUUUAUUAUAUUAAGUGGACUAUAUAGUGUGUGAUUUUAGCGCAAAUUAAUGCAGUGUAGCAGUUUUAAUAUAUUGAAACACCUGAAGAUGGCCAUCUAGGGCCAAAAAAUGUCGUGUUAAAGUAUAAUUGGAAGAAAAAAGAACAGUUUGUUGCAUUAUUGAUGGACUGUGUUAUACAAAGAUGUUUUAAUAUGGUAAAUUCAUAAUAAGAUUAAUUUCUCCCUGGUUGCCAAACUGUCUUCAGUACUCAUUUUAGGUCACAUAAUUAUUAUGAAUUAAUUUGUAUUCCUAAACUCUCUUGUAUAAUUUAGAGUGUAAAAGUUAAUGCUUUCCUGAAAUUCACACAGCCUCCUUGAAUGAUGGUGCACUUAUCAGUGUUCAGAGCAUACAGUGAAAUGUUGGUUUAGGAGGUUCGAAAUUGAGUUCCUGUAAUCGAAGUAUGCCAUUUUGCACCUGCCAGAGGUCAAGUGGUUGUCAUGAUUGAAAACAGUGGAUAUGAAUCAGGUACAGUUAUCUUCUAAUGUGUGCCUGCAGAUGUCAUGUAACUGGCAUAACACUUAUGUUGAGUUCUUAUAUUAUUACAGAAGUGCAUUAUCUAAAUACUUGAAAAUAUAUAGACAUCUCAAUACUGA